This is a messenger RNA of Lutra lutra (Eurasian river otter), 4783 nucleotides long. It is a transcript of the gene CCDC7, whose product is annotated as coiled-coil domain containing 7. NCBI's taxonomy places the organism in Eukaryota, Metazoa, Chordata, Mammalia, Carnivora, Mustelidae. The record is from RefSeq and is a predicted model, not a curated record. The transcript is spliced from 42 exons. Bases 370 to 4455 code for a protein of 1361 amino acids.
UCAACCGCCCACAGCGCGGCUUUGCUUCCGACCCUGGUCGUUGCGGCAGCCUCAGGGCGCGGACGCCCGGCCUCUCCGCCCAAAUGUUAGUUUGUAAAACAGCGGGGCUGGAGUCUGCUGGGUUUGCAGGCUUCCGCCUUGUAGGAAGUCUGGGAGGCUCAGAAUUUCCAACUCUUUCACCUUAGAGCCCUCUUCGCCCAGGCAAAACCACCCAGUAACUUGGCUCCCACAGCCUGAGCAGUUUCUUGGCGUGGCCGGCGUCCCUGCCUUUCUGUUACCACAGAUAGAUGUAAGCCUGUGCCUACCUUAAGUGCAAGGAAAGAAUACAAUUUUUUGAUCUAUCAUUUGGAAGUGAAGUAAGAUAACGAAAUGAAGCCAGCGCAACAUCUGUUAGCCUCUAGUAAGAAAUGGGCAAAUGUUCCAGAAUUCACUUACCAAAAAGGACUAUUUAAUUUACCAUUGUCACCUAAACCAAAGGAAAAACGUAGUGCAAAAUUUGUACGUGAUAAACUUGAACCAAUGGUUUUAGGAUCUCCACCAACAGGGGAAUCCAUUGUAAGGUAUGCUUUGCCCAUUCCGUCAAAUAAAACAAAGGAGUUAAUAGCAGAAGAUGAAUUGAUCAGGAAAAUUACCAAACAUCUGAAGAUGAUUGUUUCUACUUUGGAAGAAACCUAUGGAUUUGACAUUCAAAAUAGAGAAAAAUUAGUUGUGAAGCCUGAAAAUGAAGAAUUAACUUUUUCGGUUGGGGAUGAUCUGAAUUCAUUCUUGGUAUGUUGUUCACAAUUUGCAGCUCAGUUAGAAGCAGCAGCUAAGGAAGAACGUAAUAUUUUGGAAUCUCUUUUUAAGUGGUUUCAACGACAGGUCAAUCAGAUGGAAGAGAUAAGUAAAGAUCAAACCUUUUUAGAGGCAGAGUGUCCAAUUCCUGACAAAACAGUCACUUUAAGCGUUGCACAAGUAGUAAAGCAAGUGCAAAAACUAGAAGAACUGAAAAAUCUCCUUAAACAACGGACUAAACGCUCCUCAAGAGCCCCAUUGUCUAAAGCCAAGGAUACUGAAAAUUCACCAGGAACAGUGCAUAGUAAUGAAGUUGUACAGCAGAUAAUUGAAGAAUUCAUAAAAACUCACUCAACUGAAGAAUUUAGAGAUGUUUCUGCAACUGAUCCACAAACUACAUUUUCACUGAUGAGUCGAUUGAAUGUCAUGUUGAAAAUAUUUGAAAAACAGUCAAAUAUGUUGGAGAGAGCUGUGAGUGAUCAAAGUUUGUUAGAGGCUAAAUACAAACAAAUGGAAAAUAAUUUUCAAGUGUUAUUAGAGGAGAAAUUAGGGCUGGAAAGUGAACUACAGAAGUUAAAGAAUCCUGAGAAAACAAAGUCAACAUACAAUAGGACAAAGAAAACUAUAAAAACUGAGAAGAAAAAAGACAAAGGAAAACCUGAGGAUUCAGAAGAGAAGAAGUCUCUAGUCAGAGAGCUUAAAAUAAAAGGAGAUUUGCUUGAAGUCCAAAAAGUAGCACAUGCUCUGGAAAUUGAGAACAAAUUCCUUCAGGAACAACUGAAACAGGCUUUCCAGGAAGCUGAAAGAGCUAAGCAUCAACUUGACUAUUUCCUAAAUCAAGGGAAAGACUCACUUAAAAGUGAAGGGAAGACCAAGACAAAAAUGGAAAUGGGUAUUAGUAAAAUAAAAGUUGAAGAUUCAGAAGAUAUGCCAUUGGAGAGAGGAACAAAGAAAUCAGUAGUUACAGAUUCGGGUGGACAAGAGACAAGUUCUAAACUCCAAGAACAUCUACAGAUCUCAAAUGUCCCAAAUGGAAGCCCACUUGACAAAAGCUCAGAGAAGAAAAGAGCUAGCUCUGCUAUUUCAGAUCUUUCACAGAUCCUAAAGUCUCAAGAUGGAUCAGCUUUUUUAAGGAAUUCAAGUGAAGUUUCAGCUGAUAAAGACCUAUCCUAUAUACUUCCAUUAAAGACCCAUGAUAAAUCAUUAACAAGACUAUUAUCAAAGGAAGAGAUUGAAGAUUUACUGUCUGCCAAAACAUCACUUCAAGGGAAUGAAACAGCAACAGCAUCAUUCAUUUCACCUCCUGUUCUUACCAAAAGAAAGCCAAUGGGUAGUGACCUUUCAAAGGAUGCUGCUGUAGAAGAGAAAUUACAAAAUAAGACUGAAAAACAAACUUACCAAGUAUCAAGAGAAUUUCAAGCUCAGGAUAAAGUACCUGAUGAAAAUAUUGGACUUGAGGAUGAAGCAGUAUCAAGCACACUCAUGCAAAUGUUUACUAGAAUGAAUAGACGCCAUGCAUUUCUUGUAUCUCAGCAAAAGGAUAUGGUAUCUACUACAAAUCAGUUGCCUGAGGGCAUGGCUUUAAUUUUAAGAAGCCUAUCUCAAGAUAAGAAUCUUAAAUCUACCAGAAGUGAGUGCUUUGAUACUCACGAUGAUGUACCAGACAAAAACCUUAUGUUAAAGCAUGAGGACUCAAAGUCAAAAACAGAAAUGCAAGUAAAGAAACAAAGAAGUACCCGAAAUGAAACACUUAUUAUUCAUGAUAAUAUGACAGAUGGAAAUCCUGUGCUUGAGCAUCAAGAGUCAACGUCAAAAAUCCAAUUGCAAGUAAAGGAACAAAAAAUUGCUAAAGGGGAAAGACUCACUACUCACAAUAAAGUACCAGAAAAUUUUAUGCUUGAGCCUCAAGAUUCAAUGUCAAAAACCCAUCUGCAAGUAAAGAAAAAAAGAACUUCUAAAGGGGAAAGAGUCAGUAUUCAGGAUGAAGUAACAGAUGAAAAUCAUAUGCUUCAGCAUCAAGACUCAAUAUCAAAAUCAGAAAUUCAAGUGAAGAAACAAAGAACUCACAAAAGGGAAAGACUUAGUACUCAUGAUGAUGUGCCAGACAAAAAUCUUGUGCUUAAGUACCAAGAUUCAGUGUCAAAACAUCAAAUACAAGUGCAGAAACAAGUAACUUCCAGAGAGAAAGAACACAUGACCUUUGAUGAAGUACAAGAUGAAAAUCUUAUGCUUAAACAUCAAGACUCAGUGUUAGAAACGCAAGUACAAAAAACUUCCAUGGAGGAAAUACUCAGUACUCAUUUUAGAGUGCCAGAUGAAAAUCUAAUGCUUGUGAGUCAAGAUUCAGUGUCAAAGCCUCAAGUGCAAGUAGAGAAAAAAAUAACUCACAAAAGGGAAAGACGCCAUACUUAUUUUGGUGCACCAGAUGAAAAUCCAGAUGUAAAUCCAGAGUCAGCAUCAAAAUUCCAAGUGAAAGUAAAGAAAGAAAUAACUUCCAAAGAGGGGAGACGCAAAACAUUUCCUCUUGAAAAGCAAAAACAUUAUAUGAUAUCACAUGAAAACCUAUUUCCUGAGGAGAAAGUUUUAUUUUCAAGAAACCAGUUUCAAACUAAGAAUGAAGCUACCAGAAACAUGAAUCUUGGUACCUCUAUUUCUGUAGCUGAGAAAAUGGAUGAGAAAGCAGGUAAAAAUCUUUCACCCGAAGAUAAUAAAGUUUUAAUUUCAAAAGGCUCAUCUCAAAUUAAGACACUUGGAGUUGCCAGCAAAGCAGGAUUUAGUAAUCAGGAUAUGGAUGAACCCUCAGGUUUUACACUUGAAAAUCUAGAACUCACUUCAGGAUACAAGGAUCAACAUCAAACAAGGGGAGUUUACCAAUCUCAAAGAUUGAGUGUUAAAAAUGAAGCAGCCUCAGAACUUUCAGAUACAGCAGAUCGUCCAGCAAUAUAUACAUCAAUUAGUGAUCUAAUACAUCAAUUAGAUUUAAACAAAGUCAUAGAAACUAAUAUAGAACACUUGAAAGGUGUUAAUGGAACACAUAUAUUGCUGAAGGAAAUGAAGAUACAAUCAAAGAAUCUCCCUGAGAUUGAUGCAGAGCCCCUCCCAGGUGCUAUGGGAAGAGGUAUGCUAAAGAAGGAGAUCAAGACACAGUCAAAGAGUCAUGCUGGUGUGAAUUUAUUUAAAGACAGUUAUAUGUACCCACAACAUAAAGAAGAUUUUUUUACCAGUGACAUCGCACCACAGGAAGUCUCAACAAACAGGAUCAGUUUUUCAUCUUUUGACAAUCAAGGAAUGAAUUUGUUUAAAAACAAAAAUAUAUUUUCAAACCAACAAGAUUUAGUUCCAAAGAACAUCUCAAUGAGUAAAUUCCCAACAAAAGUGAUCAAUUUAUCACCCUUUGACAAUCAAGAAGAACCUUAUGAGUACACUUCACCCCAUGUAACUGAACCUCCAAAAGCAAAUCGUAGAACCUCUAGGGCUGGGUCAACCAUUUAUAAAGCCAUCCAGCUUCCUUCAUUGAAUAAAGAACCUUCAGGGCAUCCAAAAAAUUCUGUCUCAAAAAAACAUGUUGGAUUUACGAAUACUCUGCCUGCUAUAAUCUCUACAACUAGAAAACCUAUCUAUGAAGUGCCACAUCCUGCUGCCCGAAAUCUCUACCACGUCCCUAUUUUUGGGAAAAACUAAGUUCUGGUCAAGAUAAGCAACAUGAGCAAAUAGCAAUGAAAUGUGCAAAUGUGGAAGCUUUAUGAAAAUAACACUAACUUGAAAGGAUGGUGCUUAUUGAACAAUAGUGAGAAAUACCCUAGAAAAAUAGGGGAGACCAGAUUAUGUAGGAGUUUAGUUGGUAGCAGAAUUCUUCUUUAUCAUCUGGAACAAACUUGAAACUCAAGAUCAAAGCUUUUUUGUUGCUGAUGUUAAGAAAGGAGCUCUAUGCUGAAGCUCCAGCUUGCUUCUAUUCACUAAUAGUCCUGUAAUAUCUUCAGGUGUGAUGCGAAACCAAUUAAAUAAAAUU